Molecule: messenger RNA, 2559 nt
Organism: Pseudozyma hubeiensis SY62
Lineage: Eukaryota; Fungi; Basidiomycota; Ustilaginomycetes; Ustilaginales; Ustilaginaceae
Exons: 1
Coding region: 1-2559 (852 amino acids)
Biological process (GO): dephosphorylation
Cellular component (GO): nucleus
Molecular function (GO): phosphatase activity
Source: RefSeq, a predicted model, not a curated record
AUGAUUCGCACGCCCAGCACAGAGUUUAACGCAAGGUCUCCUCCCCUUUCAAACGGCGUCAGAAAGAGCCUCAAAGACGCCAGCGCUUCCCACUCGCAUCGCCAACAACCACGUCCCCGUCCCACGUCCAGCAGAGCGACCUCCACCAACGCGCGGCCCUCCAGCUCCAAUGGUCAUGAUCCUCAUCAUCAAGACGGCGUCGAGGCUGCCAAACACCCUACAGUUGCACAAGCACCCGGCGCGAGCUUUUCUGUCGCAACAAAGCCCCAAGAUCGAGAUCCCAGCCUCCUCCGAAGGCCGCCGUCGCAGCAGCAACAGAACGGCUUCGAUGGCCUGAGCAGCUACCAGCUCGACCACAACGGCCGCAUCCCAGCCAACGACUUCAACUACGUCCAGCGCGACAAGCUCGUUGCAAGUGCACAGCAAUCCGCCAUCCGCUCUGGUAACCUUCACUGGGUUGCCCUCAUGGAUCUCGCCCACCUUGCUUCCCAGCACCAUUUGAGCCCCUACAGCGCCAUGAAGUUUGGCCCACGCGGCUCCCCCUUCGCAUACAUUCCAAUCACGCUCCAGCAACCCGAGGUGGUCAAAAACACCAUGAACCGGCAGAGGGAGGAGGAGCUCCAGGCAAAAGCAUGGUUGAUCGCAAAGCGAGAGCGCAAGCUCGGACGCUUGGCAAACGGAGCAGAUGUGCGCAUGGACAGUCACGACGACCUGCCCGUGCUCAGCUUGCCUGCCGAUAUGUUCCUCACCAAGUCCGCGUCGUCCAGCAUGCCGAGUGUCGGCACAAAACGACCCGCCUCCCUCACCACGCCCCCCGAGACACGCGCCAGCAGCAUGUUGCGAACAAAGCCUCAGCAGGUGGAACGCGACCUCAACGAGGCCAUGACCGACUCCAUGCACUCUUCCUCGGAUGCGGCUCCUGUGGAAGUGAUGCCGCCCUCUUCGGGGGAAGCAUCGUCCUCUUCCGAGGACGAUUCCGUCCUCCCUGCCAAGCCCGAUCAGGUCGAUCUCUCGAGCUUCAAUCGUUCGACGAGGAUGGUUGAGAUUGGCUCUAGUCCCGAUGACAAGCCCGCGAAGAAUGGUGUCAAAGGCGAGCAGGGCACGCACGAGGACGGCGUCGCGGACGAGUUGAUGACGAGCUCCCAAGCCGGAAGCAGCGUGGAAGUGGGGGGACCCAUGGACCAGGAACGGGUCAUGGCGCAGGAGAUGGAGCAGGCGAGCGCCACCGACAAGCCUGCCCAACCCAACGGUAAUGGCGCCUCGAAAGACGCUUCGCUCGGCCCUCUAGUCCACAGCACCACCCAAGGCAACUCUACCAGCGACUCGACCGGCGAGCAGCAACAGCAGCAACAGCAACAGCUUCAGCAACAUCAAUUGGCGAUGAAGACCUCGGACACGCAUCCCAUCCACAUCAGUCCCAUCCUUCCGGACGAGCUGCUGGCAUCCGUCGGACGUCGAAUUCGCUCCACCGCCGAGUCGCAGUUGCUUCGACUCGAGUUGACCGCUUCCGGCGAAGGCACCUCUUCCCAGCAGCAGCAGACGUCGCUCACCGAGCGCUACUUUGAGGACCACUCGCGCGAACAGAUCCAAGGAACUCGACUGAUUCGACUUCGAAACAUGCUCGAUCUGCACUCUGUCACCUCGACCGAUCCCAGCGCCAAUUACCUGUCGCAAUCGCAGCUUGCCGAACAGGCGGCGAAAGAGAGCAAGUUGACGCUCACCGACACCAUUUCUUCCCACAACCAAGGCGCGAUUGGGAAUUUGCUGCUUUCCUCAUGCCCGGGCAAGAAGGUGCGUCUAUCGGGACCGGUUCGUGGGCGAGGCGCCAUCUGUCGAGAUCUUGGGUUGGAUUUGACGCGCAUCCACUCUAUCGGCGUACGAGCCGUGGUGUGCUGUCUUAACGAUGAGGAGUUGUCGUUCCUGGGAGCCCCGUGGGAGGAGUACGAGCGGGAAGCGGAUAGGCUAGGGUUGGACGUGUAUAGGUUGCCUAUGGCGGAGGGUUUUGCACCGACCAACGUGGAGGAGAUGGAUGCGACCAUGACGUCCAUCGUGCAGGACUGUACGUUGAAGGGCACGAAUGUCUUGGUGCAUUGCAGGGGAGGUGUGGGCAGGGCCGGGUUGAUCGCGUGCAGCUGGUUGUUGAAGAUGGGCUUUGUAGGUGAAGGGAAGGGGAUGGAAGGGUUGGAAGAGGGGCAGAAGUGUAAUGAGAUUGUGGAGCGCACGACGACGAGUGGCAGUCACAAUUUGAUUGCCGGUGAGACAGGGAAGGAUGGUGAUGAUCUUUAUGCAACGAACGGCAGCGGAACAGUCAGCGGGAAACAGGAGGACGAGCUACACUCCCCGAACAGCAACGGAACAGUCAGCAAGGAGGACGGCUUGAGCGAGGAGCAGGAGGAAGCCGAGUGCGAAGCCAUACUGAGCACCGUCAAGAGUUUGGUCGAGACGAUCAGGAGGAGAAGGAGUCCGAAGGCGAUAGAAACAGCCGAGCAGGUGCGGUUCUUGGUCGAGUAUGUGACGUUCUUGCACCGGCAGGAGCGGUUGAAGGCGAACAGAGGGUGA